CAUUCUUAAAGUAAAAUGUCGGCAGCAGAAUACAAGAAAAAACUAAACGACAUCCAAAGGACAGGAGAUAACAAGACAUGCUUUGAUUGUGGAGCACCCAACCCACAAUGGGCAAGUAUUUCAUAUGGAAUUUUUAUUUGCUUGGACUGUUCAGGUGUGCAUCGCUCUUUUGGAGUCCACAUAAGUUUUGUGCGCUCCAUUACGAUGGAUAAGUGGUUUGACGACCAAUUGAAAAAGAUGGAGCUGGGAGGUAAUCGAAAUGCAAAGGUCUUUUUCGAUUCUCAGCCUGAUUACACCAAGGAUAUGCCCAUGAGUGAAAAGUAUCAUACCCACUGUGCUGAAUUAUAUCGCGACAAGCUGUCAGCAGAGGCAGAAGGCCGUCCUUGGACUCCCACCCCUUCAUUAAGAACAAAAACAACAAACAGUACUCGCACCUUGGGUCGGUUUGGAUCCACUGAACAACGAUCCAGUAGUUCUUUAGCUUUGUCGGGUGGGUUUGGUAGUGACUCUUACCAGAGCAACAAUAACAGUGCUAAUUCCUUUAGAGCGGAAGAACUAAGUACAAAAGCUCGCAACGAACAAUACUUUUCUCAACUUGGUAAUGCGAAUGAAUCAAGAUCAGAUCGCUUACCGCCCAAUCAGGGAGGUAAGUUUACAGGUUUUGGAAAUCCUCAAUUUGACGAUGAUUAUCAGUCAUCAAGAGGAGGAGGAGGGGGCGGAAAUGUUGAUCUUCGCGAAAUCAUCAAUGAUCCCCGCGUUGCAGUUGAGAAGGGCUGGUCUUUGCUUUCAUAUGUGGGUAAAGCUGCGGUAGAACUCGGGCGUUAUGCGAAUGAUACAUACGUAAAGCCUGCAGCUGCUCAAUUAGCAGAUCCCAAUUUUAGAGGCCAAGUUCGAGAUAAUGUAAACAACUAUGUGAAUUCGUUUUCACAACCCAAGAAUACCUCGUAUGGAGGGGGAGGAAAUUCUUAUAGCGGAGGAUCGUACAAUACAGUGUCUGGUUCAUCAACACCUUCGUUACGUUAUUCGGGCAUGGAGUCAUCUCACAACACAGAUACCCACGACGACGAUGAUUUCUUUGGUUCCAACUUGAACUCACAAGAACGCUUAACCCCGACUUCUGCUUCAACACCACCUGCUAAAAACAACCGUACAACAAGUUCUGCUAGUGUACGUGCCAGAGCCAAUUCCUCCACAAAAAAGAAAUCGGCUGACUCGGAUGAUGAGUGGAGUAAUUGGUAAAAACAAUCCUUUAGACUUUCAAAGAAAACUUGUACCAACAACAUCAUUCAUACUUACAUAUCAUUUAUACACAUAUAUAUAAAUU
This is a messenger RNA of Mucor mucedo, 1324 nucleotides long. RefSeq lists its product as uncharacterized. The record is from RefSeq and is a predicted model, not a curated record. Gene Ontology annotation, molecular function: GTPase activator activity. Bases 16 to 1239 code for a protein of 407 amino acids. Gene Ontology annotation, cellular component: Golgi membrane. The transcript is spliced from 7 exons. NCBI's taxonomy places the organism in Eukaryota, Fungi, Mucoromycota, Mucoromycetes, Mucorales, Mucoraceae. Gene Ontology annotation, biological process: regulation of endocytosis; regulation of ARF protein signal transduction.